UCUCUUUCAUUCUGUUCUCCAAGCUUUUAGCAGGCAAGUUUUCAAAAAGGGAUUCCACGGAGCUUCCAGGGCGGGGCUGUUGCGUUUAUCACUCUGGCCGACUCUCCAGUGAAAUCUUCUCGCACCUUCAGGGAGGUGUGGCUUCCAUCAGAAGGCAUUGGUCCCUUCCUUUCUGCUCUUCUGCUCUUCCAUUGUACUCGGUCUCUUGUUUGGCAUCUCCCCAUUGAUUAUGGCUAACCUUUGCAUCUAUCUUCUUCAAUAUAAUUGCUACUUUGUUAAGGUUUCCUUUUGCAGUCUGUUAUAUCUCAGUUUUUAGCCAUUAGAGAGGUAAUACCAAUUAGGCAGAAAUCUAGAGAGAGAAAGAAGAAGAAGAAGAAGAAGAAGAAGUAAGAAAAGAAGAAAAAGAAGCUAGCCUUUUGUGUUCUUUGUUGGAUAUUCUAAUUGAAACCAGUAUCCUAUCUGAAAUGGCCAAAUUCAAUUGUUUCUCCGUGCUAGUGGGGUGGAAGAAGAAAUCCAAGGUUGAGGAGGAAUGUCCAGACCUUGUUCACUAUAGCAAGGGACUUACAACUCCACAAGUAGAGCUAAAACAGCCAGUGAAAUCUACUGAAUGCAAUGAACUAAAUUCAACUUCUUUCCGUUUCUCAGCUCCCAUUGGUAUCCAAGAGAAUUCUUCCCACAAGGUAAAGGUGCUUGGUGACGAGAAGGCUCUUGGAUAUGAAGCAGCUCAGGCAGCUUACGAAGCGGAAGACGAGCAUGAGGAAAACUUGUCUAUUAAGAGGGAUUUCUCAGACUUUGAUCUUCAAGCUCUCGAAUCUGAAAGAGAAGGAGAAGUGCACCACUCAACUAACAGAAAAAUUGCCUCAGACGAUUUAAUUGAUCGCGAGAUGGACUAUCAGUCAGAGAGAGAUGUUGACUUGGAUGCCGAAUUGAUCCAAAGUGGUCAUGUUAGUGACCCCGGGAUUGGCAAAGCAGAAUUCUUGGCUUCUCCUGGACUUAUACGCUCGUGCUCCAACCUUGAAACAAGGGAUCUACUGAAGAAUAUGGCUGAUGGGAUGCCUCCUUUAAAAUAUCGUUCUUUCAAACACUUGCAGAGUUUUCCGUCUAGUAAAAAGGAGGAAUUUGAUGCAGGAAUUCAAGGCAGCCCAGAAUCAGUAAUGACAUCUCGCAGUGCAGACAGAGUGAUGCUGAGGAAGCAAUCUUCAAGCCAAAUUCUCCCUUCCAGGAGUAGAAGACUCUGGUGGAAGUUGUCUCUCUGGAGUCACAGGAAUCUGGAGAAGUCAAGGAGCAUGAAAAUACGGCACCUCUCCAGUAUCAGCACUUCAAACCAGAAAGGUGGGUAUUCCUCGGACACUCUGGAACCGAACCAGGCCAAGGAGUUCGGCAGCAUGGAAUCACCUGGAUCGUUCACUGGAGAAUCCAGAAACAACAGCCCGGACUGGAACAAGAAAUUUCACCAUGGAGCUUCUGGCUUAUGGCCCCAGAACCAGUGGGUUGCUUUUCAUACAGGGUCUUCAUCCAUGACAAGAGUCGAUCAGUGGGUAAACAGUCUUGAGACCCAACCACCUCCUCCAGUCAAUGCUGAAGACAUGGCCAAUGAAGAUAUCACAUUCCCGCCUUCUCCUGAUGCAUCUCCAGCUAAAAACACAAGUCAUAUGAACCACUGGUCUAAUAAUGUCUCAGAGGAAGUUUUACAUGCUAACAAUGUGAUCCAGUCUCUGAAUUCUUCCUCAACUGUAGCCCAUAUCGCUGGUAUGAGUUUGAAAGUCAUCCCUCCAAUUUCAGGAUUCUCAAGUCUUCGAUCUGUCAACUUAUCAGGAAAUUUCAUAGUCCAUAUUACUCCCGGCUCACUACCUAAGGGCCUUCAUAUGCUGAACUUGUCCAGAAACAAGAUAGUCACCAUUGAGGGCCUCAGAGACCUGACUCGGCUGCGAGUACUUGAUCUCAGUUACAACCGGAUCUCCCGAAUUGGCCAAGGGCUGUCAUACUGUACGCUCAUCAAAGAGCUCUAUCUGGCUGGAAACAAGAUCAGUGAUGUAGAGGGGCUACACAGGCUCUUGAAGUUGAUGGUCCUGGAUCUAAGCUUCAACAAGAUAACCACAGCCAAAGCGUUUGGGCAACUAGUAGCAAACUACAACUCCUUAUUAGCUCUGAAUCUGUUGGGCAAUCCAAUCCAGAGCAACAUUGGUGAAGACCGGCUUCGGAAGACGGUUUCUGGAAUCCUCCCACAGCUAUCUUACCUGAACAAGCAACCCAUCAAACCACAUAGGGCAAGGGAGGUGACCACUGCUGUUGGGGUCAAUGAAUGGGCCUCUCGUAGGAAAGCACUGAAACGAGUGAGCACAGUUGGAUCAUCUUCAUCCGGAAAGCACAGGAGCAGUGUUGCAGGGACUGGACAGAUAACGAGCCAUAGAUCAAACAGAACCCACCAAAACUCCCCCACAAGACGGAAAUUGUCAGCACGUCCUUCUUUCCAUUAGGAAUUUUCCCCCUUCUUGGAAAUUAUGGUUAGAGGCGUGUCUUGGUGCAAUACUAAAGCUUGGGCUGCAAGCAUGAAAAUCU
This is a messenger RNA of Telopea speciosissima, 2559 nucleotides long. RefSeq lists its product as uncharacterized. The record is from RefSeq and is a predicted model, not a curated record. Gene Ontology annotation, cellular component: cytoplasm. The transcript is spliced from 5 exons. Gene Ontology annotation, molecular function: protein kinase binding. Bases 465 to 2477 code for a protein of 670 amino acids. NCBI's taxonomy places the organism in Eukaryota, Viridiplantae, Streptophyta, Magnoliopsida, Proteales, Proteaceae.